This is a messenger RNA of Pocillopora damicornis (cauliflower coral), 1490 nucleotides long. RefSeq names its product sphingosine 1-phosphate receptor 1-like. Lineage: Eukaryota; Metazoa; Cnidaria; Anthozoa; Scleractinia; Pocilloporidae. Gene Ontology annotation, cellular component: plasma membrane. Gene Ontology annotation, molecular function: G protein-coupled receptor activity. Gene Ontology annotation, biological process: G protein-coupled receptor signaling pathway. The record is from RefSeq and is a predicted model, not a curated record.
UUUACCAGUGUCGACACAAGGUUAACAGGACUUAGCUUGGGUUUCAAAGGCGCAGUUUGCUGUUAGUUCGAUAAGUCGAUUAUUUGGUUUAAAUACAGCUCGUCAAAUUGGUCAGAGACAUUGAUUGGAAAAAAGAACUUUCAUAAAGAGGGAUUGACAUUUAUGGGCCUUUUGGUGAAAAGGCAGCCCCAGGAAAACGAAAAUGUCCAAAGCUUUUAAUUUCGUAUUCGUCAGUAUCUGUUUACUUGAGGCAGUCGUAAUCAUUGUUGGAAACGCUCUCACCUUCUGUGUCUUUUGGUCUCAAAGACCGCGUCUCAAGGGAACUUAUUAUAUUUUAAUGAACCUCGCUGUUUGUGACUUUCUGGUGGGAUUAACAGAGACUGUUAUUCUAGCAUGCUCGGAAAAGUUUCGGGAAACUACUGCACCAAACCGUAGUGGAGGAGAAAACGUUUAUGGUUUUUGGCAGGGAUUCCAGACCUUCUCCUCUAUCACGUCGGUGUUUUUUCUCGCACUAAUUUCGCUGGAACGGGUUUACGCUGUGUUAUAUCCUCUGCGCCACCGCGUAGCAAACACAAGUGCUUAUAUUUACAGUAUCAUUGUUGUGUGGGCACUCGGAAUUUGCUUGGCUGGGAUAAUUUUUUUGAAAAUCUACUACGCAAAUAUAAACGAGAUAGCUUUUGUUUUAUCGACUCACUUGAGCCUAUUUAUUGCUCUGCUGAUUACCUGUGCCAGUUACAUCACGAUACGCUAUCGAUUGCGCAGAACAGCAUCAUCAUCUGAGUUAGUCGAGGGCCGUAUUCACAACCAAUUGAGUGUAGAACACAGCUUGCGUCUUUCCAGGACACUUCUCGUGGUAGUUGCUGUGUCGCUGAUUCUUUGGCUACCGGCGUUUUUCGUGUAUACCGCGAGAGUUUUUUGUCUGAGAUGCAUCCCUGAACCUGCAGUAUGGGUCGUAAAAACCUUGCAUUUGGCAAACUCCAUGGUGAAUCCAUUCGUUUACAGCUUUAAGAUGACGGUUUUUAGAGAUGCAUUGAAAAAAAUGUGGAGAAAACGAAGAGCAAACAUUGAAAUUGUAAGACCUGUUUCUGUAGAAUUGCAGUAGGGCAACUCUCCCGGUGUUUUCAAGAAAGUAUCAAAAUAAGAUCUGUUUGAUCAAGGUUUCUUAGACGUAGUACGCAAGUUCCAGUAUCAGCAUUCUUCUUUCUUUCAUGUUACUAGUCAAGUUCCUCUCGAAUUCAAUAGUGGAUUUACUGGCGCACAUUUACUGAACUUUGCAUUUACGGAAAGUAAUCUUCCUUACGUAUUUUAUUUUCCAAUCAGUCUUCUAAAAAUCUAGUCCCGGUUUCUCUAAAACGAAGCUUUGUCUUCAACCACAUAUAAGGACCUUGUUACCUUUUUUGUCUAAUGUUCAAAUUUUACUGUUUAUUUUUCACGGUAUUUAACGUAUAACUUCAACACGGAAUUAACCACGGAAUCUCCCUCCUUUAGUU